This is a messenger RNA of Phoenix dactylifera (date palm), 2276 nucleotides long. RefSeq names its product OVARIAN TUMOR DOMAIN-containing deubiquitinating enzyme 6-like. The record is from RefSeq and is a predicted model, not a curated record. Gene Ontology annotation, molecular function: K63-linked deubiquitinase activity; cysteine-type deubiquitinase activity. Gene Ontology annotation, biological process: protein deubiquitination. NCBI's taxonomy places the organism in Eukaryota, Viridiplantae, Streptophyta, Magnoliopsida, Arecales, Arecaceae.
CCUUUUUCUUUUUUUCUCUUCCGCCUCCUGUCACUCUCCUUCUGGCCUUCUCUCCUUUAAAGAGCUCGAACCCUCUUCCAUUUCUCCACAAACGCGGGGAAUCGAUUCGGAGCCAGCACGAAUUCUUCGAUCGCUUCCCGUGGAAAAGAUCUCGGCGCCUCUGCGGAACCACCCAAAGGGGAAUUGGUGAGUUUUCUUGGGGUUGCUGGGGCCUUUCUUGGGGUGAAUUAAGGUUUUGAUACAGAGGGGAUUUAUUCUUGGUGGUUCGAGUGGAAGACAAGGGCUUUGGUCUGAUGAGAAUUGAUAGGGGGAUGCAGAGACUGGACUACGGGGAGGAGAGCGUGCUGGGCUGGAAGAAGUCGUUUAGCCAAGGGAUUGGCACUGGGGCACCUAAGGUCAGAACUCGUGAUAAAGGGAUGAUUAGGGCUUGGAGGCUCUGAGUUCUCAAAAAGUGGAGUAACGGAAUUAAAAAAGAGGGAUUAAGAUUUUUUGCUGAACAAGAUGACCCGAAUCUUUGUCCAGCGAGGGUCGGCAGGUUCUUCCUCGAAUGCUAAUCGCCCUUCCUCUACUUCACUGCCUCAACCUUCGGCAGCACAGGCUGCCUCGACCUCGAAGGAGGAGGAGCAAGACAAGGAAGUCCUUCAAGAACCAGGUGUGGUAGGUGAGAUCAUAGAGCACUGUGGGAGUUCUGAGGACAAAGACACAAAGAAUGAUGAGCUUCUGCCUGAAAGUUCUCAGGGCAUCAGAAUUGAAAGUGGGCCUAAUCAGCGUGUCGAUGACAAGGAAGAAUCUUUAAAAGAUGAUGCCUUGGAUUCUGCAGUUCUGGAGGAAGAAUUGGGUGAGCUUCACCCGUCUGAGCAUUCAGACCAUGAUGAAUCAGUGCGUUCUGGUGUUGGGUCUUCCCAGAUUGUUACAGGAGGUUCCUACCCUCCACCUCCUCCAGUGCCCCCUCCAAAACCUCCUGCAGCAAAUAUGAGCUCAAGGAGAAUGGGUUUGGGGUGUUUGAAUAGUGUGAGGAUCGGCCCUUCCAGAAGGACAUCAGGAUGGCCUGUGGUCUCAACCCGGCCAUCACCAUCAGGUUCUCGGCCUUCUUCUCCCAGGUCAUAUGGUGAAGGCGAAGGUUACAACAGUGCAGAUGAACAGAGCCCUUGUUAUGUUUCCUCGCAUGAUGAUGCACAGAGAGAACAACGAUUUGAACUUGAGAUAAGACGAACAAAGGGAUUUGAAGUCAAAAAAAUGUUGGAGGAUGGAAAUUGUUUAUUCCGUGCAGUGGCUGAUCAAGUUUAUGGUGAUCCAGAAGCAUAUGAUAUGGCGAGGCAAAUGUGCAUUGAUUAUAUGGAAAAAGAAAGAGGUCAUUUCUCUCAGUUCAUUACUGAAGGUUUUACAUCAUACUGUAAGAGGAAAAGGCGGGACAAGGUCUAUGGAAAUAAUGUGGAGAUCCAGGCCUUUGCUGAGAUGUAUAAUCGUCCUAUUCAUAUCUAUUCCUACAGCACAGAACCUAUUAACAUCUUUCAAGGAAGCUAUAACACAGAUGUGCCUCCCAUUCGGUUAAGUUACCAUCAUGGCAAUCAUUACAAUUCACUUGUUGAUCCAUGCCGAUUAACAGUUGGUGCAGGCCUUGGAUUUAGCAGUCUUCGCGGGAUAAACAUUGAUAAGGACCAGGUGAAAGCUGCUAUCAAAGCCCAGCAAGACCAGCAGAUUGAUAAUGCACUUCUAGCUGAGGGGCGCUUUUACUCUGAUCUGGAGCUGACUGAGAUGGAAAUAGAACGCACGGUCAUGGAAGCUUCACGAGCUGAAUACCUAGCGGAGGAGAGGAUGAAACAGCAGCUUGCUUAUAGAGAAUCUUCUACAUCAGGAGCGGAACCAUCAUCUUCUGGAGCAACAACAGGGACGGAGUCAUCCCGGGCAACAUUGGAAGGUGGAAGUGAAAAGGCACUAUCGUCUGACACAGUCCCCACCAGCAGCAUGCAGGUGGCUCUGUCAAUGGGUUUCAGCUAUGUGCAGGUUAUUGAAGCUUACAGCAUGCUUGGUGAUGAUGUGGAUUCCAUGAUCUGCUACCUGCUGGAGAUGGGAGGUACUGGUGCUUCCCCUGGUGGUAGCAAUCGUCAUAAAGGGAAAGCAGCAGAAUGAACGUUGGAGCACAGGGAAUGAAUGCCUAACAGAGUAUUCAUACAGUUAAACAUGUAAAAAGAACUGCCUUUUGAUACUGAUAAUGUUUCAGUAAACAGAAUAAGUCCAAUAAAUGCUGACCUGGACGCAUGGUUAUGAUGCUUCUC